Vicia villosa (hairy vetch) is the source of this 1482-nucleotide messenger RNA. RefSeq lists its product as uncharacterized. The transcript has 2 exons. The coding region runs from base 538 to 1131 and encodes 197 amino acids. The record is from RefSeq and is a predicted model, not a curated record. NCBI's taxonomy places the organism in Eukaryota, Viridiplantae, Streptophyta, Magnoliopsida, Fabales, Fabaceae. Gene Ontology annotation, molecular function: nucleic acid binding; zinc ion binding.
UCUUCAAAGAUAAAAUAAGAUAUUAUCAGUCUCUUCUAUCUCUCUGUAUUCAGUUUUCUUAACACGUUAUCAGCAUGAUCGUUUCUAUCAGAAGAAGUUUCCAGUACACUAGAUAUAAUCAUGUCAAAUCUUAAGCAUCAAUUCAAAAUUCUAAGCAUAACUGGGGACAACUUCAUAACCUCCAACAACAAUUUAAUAGAGUACCUUACAUGUGGGGGACUUAACAAAAUCCUUGAAGGAGAGAAUUCUGAAAAAUCGACAGACGACCCAGAUGAAAUGGAAAAGAGAAAGUCAAAAGUAAACAGAAUAAUCAAGCAUCAUCUUGAUGAUGGAUUGCAAACAGAAUAUUCAAAUGCUAAAGAUCCCAAUAUUUUAUGGGACAAAAUUAAAGCAAGAUUUGGACAUCAGAAGAAACUCAUGUUACCCUCAUUAAUGGAUCAAUGGAACAAGUUAAGGUUCCAAGAUUAUAAAACUGUCAUUGCAUAUAAUUCUGAUAUGCACCAGAUUAUAUCAUAGCUAGAAUUCUGAUUGCAUAAAAUGAGGGAAUACACUGAGUAUUCUCAUUUAGUUGCAGCCCUUCUAGUGGCAGAACAAAAUGACGAGCUCCUUAUAAAAAACCACCAGGCACGACCCACGGGAACAAUGUCAUAUCCUGAAACUAAUGCCAUGAUCUUUAAUCGUAGGCGUGGUGGCUUUAAUCAUCUCAAGAGACGUGGUGGUCAUGUUCAUUUUGAUGGUAAUAAUGGUUAUGCUUGUUUUGAUAGUCACAAUCAAGGAGGAUAUCAUGGUCGAAACCUUUUCCACGGUCGAAACCAUUUUCAUGGUAGAGAACGUGGAAGAGGUCAUGUGAAUAGUUAUAGAUCCCUCAGAUAUGACCAAAAUAAUUGGAAUCGCAAAGAAAAGGGUAAGUAUAUCCAAGAAGGUCCCUCAAGGAAUUAUGAGGAUAUAUGCUACAGAUGCGGAAAGACAGGCCACUGGUCUAAGGUGUGUAGAACACUAGAACAUUUGUGUAAAAGACAAAUGGCAUAUGUUGAAGAAAAGGGAAAAGAAGUGAAUUAUAAUGAGAUUGAACCCAUAAAUGAUAAUACCUAUUUUGAAACUGCUGAUUUUGUUGGAGGUGAAACAGAUUAAGUAACUAUUUAAAAUAUGUAUUUGAAUAAUGUUUGGUGUGCUUGUUUUUAUAUUUGAAAUAUGUAUCUACUUAACAAUUUGUAUUUUGUUAAGGUGUAUCUUAAGUUUGUAUGAAAUAAUAAUGUUAAAUAUGUUGUUAAUUUACUGUAUUUAAUCUUAUUUUUCUUUUCAAGAAGGCUAGACAUGGAACAUGUCAAAGACAUUUGCAUUCCGGACAGUGGAACUACACACACAAUCCUCAAAAGUAAGAAAUAUUUUACUGAAAUAAAUCCCACUAAAGGUUUAAUAAAUACAAUCUCAGGUCCUGCAGAUUUAAUUGAAGGAACGGGUAAUGCUAUGUUCGUAUUACCA